AUGGAUGACCAAUUUGUUAGCUCCUUAGAGAAUACUUUGAGGCAAACUUUGACUCCGGACUCUUCAGUCAUCAAGGAAGCUUCGCAAAGGUUGAGUAAGGAGUUUUACCCAAAUCCUUUAGCAUUGCCUGCGUUGCUUCAAAUCCUUAACCAAUCAUCUCAAGAUGAAGUUAGGCAAUUGGCUGCAGUUGAAGCCAGAAAAUUGGCCGCAGACAAUUGGGAGAAAGUUGAUGGUUCUUUGAAAGGAAGCAUCAAGGAACAACUUUUAAAAGGUACUUUCCAAGAACAAAACAAGCGUCUCCGAAAUUUGUCUGCUCGUGUUAUUGCUGCCAUUGCAGAAUUGGACUUGGAAAUCAACGAAUGGCAAGAUCUUUUGCCUACUUUGAUCUCUGCUGUACAAAGCAAUGAUGUGCGUCUGAAAGAAGUUGCUGCAUUCACGUUGUAUGCAUUGUUGGAAUCGCAAAUCUCUGCUUUGCUUCCUCACAUUGACGACUUUGUUACACUUUUUGGUACUUUGAUUCGCGACCCUGACUCCAAGGAGAUUAGAGUUAAUGCUGUUUCCUCAUUGGAUGCAAUUUCUCAAAUCAUUGAAGACGAUGAUGAUGAAGAGAGUCAAUUGGCAGAGAAGUUCAAAGCAACUAUUCCUGGUAUGGUUGAAGUUUUGAAGGAAGUUGUAGCUUCGGAUGAUUUUGAAUCUGCAAGACAGGUGUUUAAUGUUUUCAACAGUUUGGUCUUGAUUGAUUCCAGACUUGUUGGAGACCACUUGGUUAGCUUGAUCCAAAUGAUCAGCGAGUUGGUCACAAACAAGGACUUGGAUGAAGAAUAUAGAGUGUUUGGAUUGCAAUUUUUGAUCUCAUGUGUUAGUUAUAGAAAAUCCAAGAUCACUGCUAGCAAGCUUGGACCCCCACUCACUAUGGUUGCAUUAAAGGUUGCCACAGAAGAGGUUGAUGUUGAGGCAGAGCUCGAGAAUGAAGAUGAAGAGAAUGAAAAUGAAGAGAGUGCCCCACCUUCUUUGGCUUUGAGAUUGCUUGCAGUUUUGGCAGCUGAAUUGGCACCAUCGCAGGUCAUCAACCCAUUGUUUGAGGCUUUGCCACCAUUAUUGUCGUCUUCCAACCAAUUUGAAAGACGUGCAGCUCUUUUGGCUGUAGGUGUUUGCUCUGCUGGUGCUCCAGAUUACAUUUCUUUGCAAAUUAACAAAAUCAUCCCAGCAGUGGUUCAAGGAUUGAAAGACUCUGAGCUCAUUGUUAGAGUUGCGGCAUUGAGAACCUUGUCACAAUUGACCUCUGAACUUCAAGACUUGGUUACUGAUCACCACGAAGAAUUAUUGCCAUUGAUUACUACAAUCAUUGACUCGGCAUCCUCUGUUAUGGCAUACAAAUAUGCUUGUAUUGCCUUGGAUGGUUUGAUUGAAUUUAUGAGCCACGAUGCUAUGGGCAAAUAUAUUGAGCCAUUGAUGCACAAGCUUUUCCACAUGUUGCUGCAAGCUAAUACAUCCACCUUAAAGACUGCUAUUGUUUCAGCAAUUGGAUCCACAGCAUUUGCAAGUGGAAAAGCAUUCACUCCAUACUUUGAAGGUUCAGUUCAACAAUUGGAACCAUUUAUUGCAAAUUCUGCAUCGGUUGAGGGAAUGAGUGAAGAUGAUAUUGAAUUGAGAGCAACUACCUUUGAGAAUAUUUCUACCAUGGCUAGAGCUGUUGGAUCACAAACCUUCUCAGUGUACGCUAAACCAUUAGUUGAAGCAGCUUACACCUCACUCAGUUCUGAGCACUCGAGAAUCAGAGAAUCUGGUUUUGCAUUUAUUGCAAACAUGGCCAAAGUUUACGGAGCUGAAUUUGCUGGAUUUUUGGAUCAAAUUGUGCCUCAAAUAAUAACUUGUUUGGGACAAGACGAGUUCAGCUUCAACAUUGAAGGUCAAGAUGGUGAAGAUGGGGAUGAUGGUGAUGACGAUGGAGAGGCUGAGGACCCAUUGAAAGUCCACACUGGUAUCACUAUUGAGAAAGAGAUUGCCUCCGUGGCUUUGGGUGAACUUGCUCUUGGUACUGGAAAGGAAUUCUUCAAGUAUGUGGAGCCUUCCUUUGUUGCAUUGGCAGAUCAAGUGGAAAACUCUUUUGGAAUGAGAGAAGCUGCAUUGAGUUGUUUGUUCAAAAUUGUUAGAGCAAUGUUUACUGCCGUUCAAGGUAAAGACUUUAAAGCGCCUAAAGGUGUCCCUGCUCAAUCAUAUGUUGAUGCCAACAUUUUGGCAUUGAUUAAGCAGCUCAGAGAUAUUGCAAUCCCACUUUUAGAGGAAGAGUUUGAAUCCACUAUGGUUGCAAGUAUUUUAGAUGGUGUUGCCACUGCCCUUCAAGUCAUGGGACCUGUUUUCAUUGUUGAUAACCCAUCCGAAACUGGAAGCUUGGAGCAACUUUGUUUUGCUUUGAUGAACUUGUUGAAGAAAGAGCACCCAAGUCAAUUGGAAGAAGAGGAGUUCCCUGAAGAAGAAGAGUCUUCAGAAACCGAGGUUAUGCUUAACGAAUCAGCAUUGGAAGUAUUGGUGAGCUUAUCGGUUGCUUUGGAAGGCGAUUUUGUUAAGAUCUUUACUUCAUUUAAGGAUGUGAUUUUGUCCAAGUUCAACAGCAAGUCGAAGCCAAUGAAGGUUGGUUCUGUUGGUGCCAUUGCUGAAAUGGUGGGAGGUAUGAAGUCUUUUAACCCAUUCACCAACGAAUUGUUGAAGGUGUUUGUAGAAAAAUUGGCAACUGAUAAAUCUGUUGACGUUAAAGGUAACGCAGCCUACGGUAUUGGUUUACUCGUUGAGUACAGCUCUGACGAUGUUUCUUCGUCUUUCCCACAAAUCUUGGAGCUUCUUUUCCAUUUGUUGAACAAUGCCGACGCAACACAAACUGCUGACGAUGAAGAAGCUAAGGAUGUAGUGAACCGUGCUUAUGCCAAUGCAUGUGGCUGUGUUGCAAGAUUGAUUUUGAAGAACCAACAAGCUGUUCCAGUAGAGCACGUUGUUACUCCACUUCUCCAACAUUUACCAUUGCAAACAGGUCUUGAAGAGAACACGCCAAUUUUCGAAGCCAUUAUCAAAUUGUACGGAUCCAACACCGAGGCGAUUUUGUCACAAACACCAAAAGUGGUGGAAGUUUUUGCUGGAGUUUUCAAGGCAGAAGAGGAAAGACUCAAAUUGGUUGAAGAAAGUACUCUUGGUCGUGAAGAGAACAUUGAUGCUAUGAAACAAUUUUACACCGAAGGAUUGAGAACAAAGGUUGUAGAACUUUUGAAAUUCUUGAACCAGAAAUACAAUGGUAUCGUGUCUCAAAACGAAGUAUUGAAGAGCGUUAUCUAG
This is a messenger RNA of Lodderomyces elongisporus, 3324 nucleotides long. RefSeq lists its product as uncharacterized. The coding region runs from base 1 to 3324 and encodes 1107 amino acids. Gene Ontology annotation, biological process: protein import into nucleus. Gene Ontology annotation, molecular function: nuclear import signal receptor activity; small GTPase binding. Gene Ontology annotation, cellular component: nucleus; cytoplasm. The transcript has a single exon. NCBI's taxonomy places the organism in Eukaryota, Fungi, Ascomycota, Pichiomycetes, Serinales, Debaryomycetaceae. The record is from RefSeq and is a predicted model, not a curated record.